AUGAGCUUGGUUGGUCCAUUGCCGCUCAAAGCGGUGGCUCCCCUCCGUAUGGUUUCUGCUUGCCAAAGACGGAGGUUCUCUCAAGCAUCAAGUGCGCAAUCGAAAAGACCAUCUAUCGCACCGAGGAAACAACAGCAGAAUGCACCGCCAAUACGAUUCUUCCAUGCGUCCCCGCCCACAUAUGCAAUGACCGACCCCUACAGGACCCUCGGCGUCGAUAAGAGCGCUUCCGCUGCCGACAUAAAGAAAGCAUACUAUGGCCUAGCUAAAAAGUACCACCCUGAUACGAACAAGGAUGCUGGUGCGAAGGAGAAGUUCGCUGCCGCACAAUCUGCAUACGAAGUCCUUUCCGACGCAGAGAAGAAGAAGGCAUUCGACUCGUACGGCGCUGCUGCGUUCGAUCAAAACGGCGGUUUUAAUCCAGGGGCGGGCGCCGGUAGCCCGGGAGGAAAUCCCUUCGGAGGAGGAUUUGGCGGGUUUGGUGGAUUCGGAGGUGCACAGGGCGCGGGAGGCUUCCAGGAUAUCAACUUCGAAGAUCUCUUCGGAGCUUUCACAGGAGGGCGAAGAGGAAGAGGAGGCGGAGGAAGGCGAAACCCGUUUCAAGAAGAGAUAAUGGUUGGUGAUAAUAUCGAAGUACAAACGAAUAUCUCGUUCUUGGAUGCUGCAAAGGGCGUUAAAAAGGAUAUACACAUCACGCCUAUGGUCGAGUGCGGCACAUGUAGUGGCAGCGGAAUGAAGUCGGGGGCAAAGAAAUCAGAGUGCACGAGCUGUGGCGGGACUGGUCAAAGGAUCACGAGCAUGGGUGGCUUCCACAUGAGCGCAACGUGCUCGUCUUGUGGAGGAUCUGGGCUCGCAAUACCGAGAGGCUCAUCAUGCAACACGUGCAGCGGCAACGGCGCGGUCAAGGAUCGCAGAACGAUCACAAUCGAUAUCCCCGGCGGCGUAGAAGACGGCAUGCGGUUGCGCGUUAGUGGGGAAGGAGAUGCGCCGCUCACUGGACAAGCCAUGUCUUCCGGAGCGGUACGAGGCCAGAAGGGAGAUCUUUAUGUGCUCAUCCGAGUAGCAACCGAUUCCAAGUUCAAGCGCAACGGCUCCGACAUCCUCCACACAGCGACACUCCCGUUCACCACUGCUAUACUUGGAGGUGAAAUCAAGGUACCGACACUAGACGGAGAUGUCAUGGUCAAGGUCCCCACAGGCUCGGGAACUGGCGAUCGGGUCACACUCUCAGGCAUGGGCAUGAAGAUCUUAUCGUCCGGACGCAGAGCGGGCAAGGGCGAUCUGAAGGUGGAAUUCAAGGUCGCAAUGCCAAAGUACCUGAGUGUUAACCAGCGGACGAUUCUCGAAAUGCUGGCUGACGAGAUGGGCGAUGAGCAUGCGAAACGCGUGAUCAAUCCGGGCAAGAUGAGGGAAGAGCAGCAGGCUACAGAGAAGCGAAAAGUCAGGGAAGCGUUGUCAGAUGCUCAUGAUAACGAAAGCUUUUUGAAGAGCGCAUGGCACAACAUUACGGGACAACACAAGUAUUUGAGCAAGGAGGAACAGGCGAAGGCAAACGAGAAGAAGGAUGACGACGAACCGAAGAAGGGGUCUGGUUCAGCGUGA
Molecule: messenger RNA, 1602 nt
Organism: Cucurbitaria berberidis CBS 394.84
Lineage: Eukaryota; Fungi; Ascomycota; Dothideomycetes; Pleosporales; Cucurbitariaceae
Product: chaperone protein dnaJ
Exons: 2
Coding region: 1-1602 (533 amino acids)
Biological process (GO): response to heat; protein refolding
Cellular component (GO): cytoplasm
Molecular function (GO): heat shock protein binding; ATP binding
Source: RefSeq, a predicted model, not a curated record